Drosophila navojoa is the source of this 697-nucleotide messenger RNA. It is a transcript of the gene Tsp42Ek, whose product is annotated as Tetraspanin 42Ek. NCBI's taxonomy places the organism in Eukaryota, Metazoa, Arthropoda, Insecta, Diptera, Drosophilidae. The record is from RefSeq and is a predicted model, not a curated record. Gene Ontology annotation, cellular component: plasma membrane.
CAAACGCUACGAAUUUCGGUAGUCAAAAUGGGCUGUACUUCCGGCUGUUUUAAGUGUUUCUUAAACAUACUCAACACGGUGUAUGCGUUCUUUGGCCUGUUGAUAAUUGGAAUAGCCACGAUGAGUCUCAGCCAGGCACCGACUGCAUAUAUUAUCUAUUUGUAUGUGAUUGGUGUGGUGCUGUUCGCUUCGUCUAUUAUCGGCUGUUGUGGCAUCUGUCAGGAGAGUGUUUGCAUGACCACAACGUAUGGUUUCAUCUUGUUGACAUUGCUGAUUGUGCAAUUGUUUGGCUUGUUCGGCAACAGCUUCGAUGAGGAGUACAUCAAGCGCUUUGCGGUCGAAGAUGUUGACGUGAAAUGGAAACAAGAGAUGGUUGAGCGUGGUGCCAUGGACAAAAUACAGCGGACGUACGAAUGCUGUGGCCGCAACGGACCCGAGGAUUAUGUAAGCAUUGGUCGCACCACACUACCAGACAGCUGCUAUCCCGAUGGCAAAACCAAUAUACCCUACUUCACGACGGGCUGUGUCAAUGCAGCUGCCGAUGAGUUCCUUCGCUUCUUUAGCUAUGCUAACAACAGCAAAUGGGGCUCGUUUGCAAUUACGGCUUUACUCUGCUUCUGUACAUUUUAUCUGGUGCAACGCUUCCGCAAGGAACGACGGCGAUAUACCUAUCACUACUAAAGAAACAUCAAAUAUU